Molecule: messenger RNA, 4995 nt
Organism: Portunus trituberculatus (swimming crab)
Lineage: Eukaryota; Metazoa; Arthropoda; Malacostraca; Decapoda; Portunidae
Gene: Idh3b
Product: isocitrate dehydrogenase [NAD] subunit beta, mitochondrial-like
Exons: 8
Coding region: 87-1244 (385 amino acids)
Biological process (GO): tricarboxylic acid cycle; isocitrate metabolic process
Cellular component (GO): mitochondrion
Molecular function (GO): magnesium ion binding; oxidoreductase activity, acting on the CH-OH group of donors, NAD or NADP as acceptor; NAD binding
Source: RefSeq, a predicted model, not a curated record
UUUUGCUCGUAUAAUCAGACAUCAACACUCUCCAUUCACUUUGGGUUAGGAAAAUACUUGAGCAAAACAUUAGCUAAGAAAUCAACAUGGCAGCCGUCAGCAGGCGAGUUUUGUCCUCACUCCAGACCCUGCGGCCUCUGGUGAGGGAUGUGCAGCCUCGGAAUGUACACAGUGCCGCUCCUCUCUCCUCUGCCAUGCCUCCAGAUGUGGGAGUUCCCGUGAGCAGACCAGAGGGCCGUACCACUGCCACUCUGAUACCAGGGGAUGGCGUGGGGCCGGAGCUUUGCCAGGUGGUGUUGGAUGUGUUCAAGAGUGCUGGGGUGCCCCUGGAUUUCAAGGAGUACCACCUGACUGAACUCUAUGCACCAAGGUCUGACUCACUGGAAGAUGUGGUGGAGAGCAUCAAGCAGAAUGGUCUUUGCCUGAAGGGUAUUCUUGCUACCCCUGACCACAGCUCUGAUGGUGAACUGAAGACCUUGAAUAUGAAGCUAAGAGAUGAGCUUGACUUGUACGCCAAUGUUGUCCACAUCAAAUCCCUGCCCGGCCUCAAUGUGCGGCACAAGAAUGUGGACAUGGUGGUUAUAAGAGAACAGACGGAGGGUGAGUACUCUGCCCUAGAACAUGAGAGUGUGACUGGCGUUGUGGAAUGCCUCAAGAUCAUGACUCGGGACAAGUGCCGCCGCAUCGCCAAGUUUGCCUUUGAUUAUGCAGUCAAGAACGGGCGUAAGAAGGUGACGGCCGUGCACAAGGCCAACAUCAUGAAGCUUGGAGAUGGCUUGUUCCUGAAGCAAUGUCAGGAGGUUGCUGAGAUGUAUCCCAACAUUGAGUUCAACAACAUGAUCAUCGACAACUGUACCAUGCAGAUGGUUUCCAAUCCUCACCAGUUUGAUGUGCUGGUGCUUCCCAACCUUUAUGGCAACAUUGUGGACAACUUAGCUGCAGGGUUGGUAGGAGGGGCAGGUGUGGUAGCUGGUGCCUCCUACUCCAACAAGUGUGUUGUCUUUGAGCCAGGUGCACGCCACACCUUCAGUGAAGCUGUUGGCAAGAAUGUGGCAAACCCGACUGCUAUGUUGCUUGCGUCUGCCAACAUGCUGAAUCAUGUCAAUCUUCAGUACUAUGGAGACAUGAUCCAGAAUGCAGUGGAUAGGGUCAUUCGAGUGGGCAAGGUGAGGACGAAGGACAUGGGGGGAUUUGCCACAACCACAGCCUACGCAAACGCUGUCAUCGCCAGUCUCACCCCAUGAGAAGUGCAUGUCUAUUGAAGGACUUUGAUAUUGAUUCUGCUAGUCACUCAUAGAUAACACUGUAAAUAGCCAAUAAGUAGUAGCAUUUCAUGUAGUAUAUAACACUGAGUUAUUAUUAUAGAAAGUGUGAGAAGUUAUAGCAAAAACAAGUUUUGAUGUUAACAACAUUUCUGACUCAAACUUUUUUUCACAAACACUAUUGAUAGAUUUAUAGUCUAAUGGAAUAAUUGCUGCACAAGAUCUAGCCCAUGAUGUAUAGAGGAGCUGAUAGGAAGAUUCUUGAAAGUACAGUAGUUGACAGAUGAUUGCAGCUGUACCUGCUAUAUGCUUUCCUACAAUCUGAGGUGCAUGUUCUUUUUUUGCUUUGCUUUGUAGCUGUUGUUUGUGUCUCUGCUCUGACUUCCUUUAAUUUUACUGAUUAAAGGCAAACGUUUUAAAUUAAUUUGUUAAGUUAUAUAGAUUUUAUGUAUAUGCAAAUUAACUUGGAUAAAUCUAUGUAAAAUUUUCAGAUAAAAAACAUCACAAAUGAAAUUGUUGAACUGUAAAUUCAAUUAAGUUUAAGAUAAUUAACAAAUAUGCAAAUUAGUCUAAAUAGGUUUAAGUAAAUUUAAACCUUUAGAUUUUCAAAAGUCAGUUACUCUGGACAUUUUUUAUAAAUCUCUGCAUUAUUUUCAAAUUCAAGUUAAAGUUACUCCUGUCAUAAGUUUGUUUUUUAACCAUUUUCUUAUAAGUGUUUUUCCCACAUAGGUACGCACCAAGGAUAUUGGAGGUCAUUCAACAACUUUUGAUUUUGCUCGUGCUGUUAUUGGCAAUUUGAGACACUGAGUUUGAGGAAAGUAUGUAACACGACUUUGAAUAACUAGGAAAGGAGAUUAGUUGAAGUAUUAUUAUUGUUAAAAGCACAGUAAGUAGUGUCUCACAAUUGUUACUAUGAUAUGUAUGUCUACCUAAUCUCAAGGAGCAACAAUGUUUACCUUGUUCAUCUGAAGUUAGUGAUUGAAAUAAAGUCAGGUUUUGUAUUGUAAAGGUAUAUCCACAUGUUGGUAACAGGCUUCUGACUUUCUCUAGCAUAUUCAUGAAAACUUUGCUUGAACUACUGUACUGUCUGUCAUUUAAUCAUGCAGUGAGCAGUAUUUCAGGCAAAGUUCUUGGAUAUGGUAAAAGGUUGAAUGUUAAAAUUAUACAUACUUAUUAAACUGAAAUUUGUAGUUUGCUAAAAUCACAGUUAAGGGUUAUAGACAUCUAUAUACCAUACUAAAAUUCAUCUUAAGAAGGUAUAAUCAAGAUGAGUCAUGCCUUGUCUUGUAGUACAGAACACAGGCAGUAGCACUUAAUAUUCUCUUGUCUCUCUUUCCUACCAACUGUUCUGUAGACUGAUCGACAUGAAUCCCUUAUGGAAUGGCUGUGGUUGUAGCAGUGAAAGUGUGCACAUGUGCAGACUUUUGCUACUCCAUUCAGAGGCAUAUAAGUUGAGUAUGUUGUAAUGGGAAUGAGAGCAAGAGUGUGUGUAUGUAUGUGCAGGAGACUAAGCUCUGGGCAAUAGGGUUUAGUAAGGAUUAGAUUCUCUCUUCCCUAGAGGCUUGGUUAUUAAAUGUGAGGGUCUACUGGUAAAUGUGUAUAUAUAGGCUCUCUGACUUAGGUUUCCCCCUAUAUAGAUGAUAGUAGUCUGGUAUGUAGAUAUAGAAAAACCUUUACACAAAAACUGAAGUUAAUCAACUAAUCUCUCAUUUGGUCUGGAAAAGUAGUUAUUUACAUUACAAAGCCUGCUGUGUUCCAUUUGAAAGCUCUCAGUGAAUAAUAGGUUUCCAUUGUACUCGUAAUCUAUUUUGUGAUCUUUCUGUGCAGUAGUUUUGAUUCAUGUUCAAUGUAUCAUGAAAGUUUGAGAAAAUAUGCACUUCUUAAGAACUGUUAUUUCAAUGAAAAUGGAAAACAAGAAUAAUCACCUGAUUUGGUAAUAGGUCAUGAUGAUUUGUUUUUUCUUACCACUAAGUUUGUAGUUCAAACCUAUGGCACCAAAAGGCUUAUGAAAUAAUGUUGGCCAGGUUUGGAAACUACAAUGUAAAUGUAGCUUUUACUUGGAUGGUUUUCUCACAUCAGUCAGAUAAUCUCUUUAUGUUACCACAUUAUUAUGAUUCAUUCCUGUGGUAAAAAUUGUUUUAAUAUAUUGUUGCCUACAUACUUAAUGUAUCAGUGAAAGGAACAUCGAUCAACCUGAAGGAUCUCAAUUAUCCUAAAACAUGGGGUGAAACUUCUGGAAUGAAAUAUAUUGAGAAAAUGACAUUGUAAUGAAAGUUAAAGUUGAAAAUAUUCCUUGUAAAAGAAACAAAGGUACAAGUUAGAAAAAAAAGACAAUGCCAAAUGAUACAAAUGUGUCUCUUUUGAAAAUUCUCAAUGGUUAUUUUUUUGUGUUUUACACUUAAUAGAAUUUUAAUGAGUGUAAUGAAAUGAUUCUUUGAGAUAAGUUGAACAUUGCUGUGCUUAAUCAUAACUUAUCUGGUGUACAUUGUGAUUGUGACAUUACUUAACUCAGAGUCCAAGGAUCUGUAAUAAUUCCCUGAAAUAUGGUAUGUAACUUCAAUCUUUCAUUAUUAUUGUAUAUGUUUUCAGUUCACUUGUGUCAAAUCUAAAAUUUUCUUGCUCUUGCCACAAGAGAAGAAUCUCUUUAACCCCGUCUUUACAUUCCUUCCUUUCUUGUAAUAAAUUCACUUUGUACAUCUUUAUCUCACUUGCUCUAUUCUCUCUUCUCAUAACAAUGUUGGUCAUUGUCUUUUACUCACCACAAAUAUGAAACUUUAACACACUUUUUUAGUCAUCCCAUUUUCUGCCAUUCUUUCUCUGUGACUAAAUCAGCUUAACUACUACAGCCAUUGCACAUUUCAUUCCUUCACUCUUGUUACGUUGUCAAUUACACAUUUGUUUUGCAAAGCCGCUGUUCCACUACUACCUCAAGAUCAUUAGUACAUUAAUUAAGAGGUGGCGGCUGUGGUGCCAAGAUGUAUCGGAGGGAUGGUUGUGACAGACAAAGAUUAAGAUAUAUGUAUACUUCUUGUAUCAUGUAGUCAGUGAAACUAUUGCUGCUGAUACUGCUGUCUUAAUUUUAUUUGUAUUCUGUGAACUAUUUAUGUAUGUUGUACUGUGAUGUAUUAUCUAUUAUCAUGCCUCCAUGCAUUCCCUAUUACUCGUUUACAGUCCUCUGAUAAAUAUUUGUACUCUCAUACUAUACAUUUUCUUCACCGCAAACUUAAGUGGGUUUUAAGAUAUCAUGAUAAUGAUAUAACAAUUGUUCCUCAUGGCUCCACCUAAUGAAACAAAACAUGAAUAAUGUCUUGCUUUGCCCGCAAGAUUUAUAUUUUAAUGAGAAAAGAAAAUAUUUUUGAGAAAAUGCUUACCUUUUUCCCUAAGUGAUAACAUUGCAUAUAGUACAGUGUGGAUUGUCUGGAAGCUAAGAAUAUGACAGACAAGUUAAGAGACCACAAGAUGAAGUUAUCAGUCACUCCUCGACUAAGAGUAAAAAGUUUUGCCAAAGUUAAACUAGGAAAGUCAUGUAAUAUUUGAUCAACUGGAGAAGUAGUAUUUUUUUUACUGAAUUCUUGUUAUUGUUUCUUGUUGUUUUGCAGAAAAGAAAUAUGCAUGUAUAAGAAUAGCAAUCUGACAGCUGUAGUGAAAUGGGUAUUUUCACCAUUAGAGUAUAUCGUUAACAUGCAUUAUUUGUAAAUAACAUGUAAAUACACAAAAUAAAAUAUUGAUUCUA